Messenger RNA from Hypanus sabinus (Atlantic stingray), 1195 nucleotides. RefSeq names its product sperm acrosome membrane-associated protein 4-like. The transcript is spliced from 3 exons. The coding region runs from base 110 to 463 and encodes 117 amino acids. NCBI's taxonomy places the organism in Eukaryota, Metazoa, Chordata, Chondrichthyes, Myliobatiformes, Dasyatidae. The record is from RefSeq and is a predicted model, not a curated record.
ACAUACUGAGUAAAUGCCAGAGCUAGGCACUAUUGAGGAGAGGUUUGAGAAAGGCUGUUGCAAGUGAACGUAUAACUGUUCAUUUUUAUUGCCUCUUGAAUAGGACAAAAUGAAGAUUUUAUUCCUCUCAGUACUUCUUGCCUAUUUUGUUGCCCCAGGUACUGCCUUGAAGUGUUUCCGAUGUGUCGUCCAUCCAUCUCUGUGUUUCUUCAAGGAAACCUGCAAAGAUAAUGAGCGAUGUUACUCUGGAAAUUCCACUGUAGGUGAUGUAACUAUUUACCGCUCUGGAUGCAUAGAGAAGGAAAAGUGUGGGAAAACAUUAAGUGAAACACAGCUUAAUGUAAAGCAUACACUGAUUGCAGAAUGUUGUGAUUUCGAUAACUGCAACGGUGCCACGGCCGCUCAACUAUCCGUACUGGCUAUCUCUGUCAUGGUUCUUGUCUGGUUUGUGGGAUUCCAAUAGAUCAGUGUAACUCCUUCAAAAGACUAAUAUUCCUUCAUUUUACAUUCAGUUGUCCAUAAUAAUGGCAGCAUUUGCAUAAAGUUUAUCUUUUCUUUGUGUUUUUUUGUUUGCAUCCUGCGACUUGUAUUUUAAAUGGGGCAGAUUGGUACACAGUCGAGGGUGCUGGAUAAGGUGUUAAGGGGGUGGCAUUGCCCAUUACUAGUUCUCUUUCCUUGAAGUUUUAAUGAAAAUUGGGGAGGUUCCUGUAUAUUUCAGGUAACAGUCACAUCGUACAAUCAGAUAAAAAGGGUGUUGUCUUUAUGCUGAUGAAUUCUGUGUUCAGAAACCCACACUGUGCCCCAGAAUAAAUGAAGCCUUUAGCACUUUGUGGUGAUUAUUCAGAUAAUCCUGGCCUGCUGUGGUGAACUUUCAUUCCCCAUUUUUAUUUUUGUCGCUCAUUUACUCCAGUUUUACAAUUUUAUAUACAAUUAGAUUUCUAAUGUACCUCUUUUAAAUGCAUGCUUUAAUUGUCAGUGCGAAACAAUUGCUGCUUUUUAAAAAUAUUCUAGAUUUCUGUGAUGCUGAAUAACUGAUCUGAAUAUGUAAUUGCCAUGGGUACUUGCAGAUUGCUUGAAAAGAAGGUGUCAAAUUUUGGGAAUAAAAUGAAUGUUGACAGAGAUUUUCAUGAUAAAAGUAUGAAUUACAAUGAUUUGUGUAAAUUUAAAAAUGACUAUUAAAACAUUUUAAACCUCA